This is a messenger RNA of Camellia sinensis, 2561 nucleotides long. It is a transcript of the gene ETL1, whose product is annotated as SNF2 domain-containing protein / helicase domain-containing protein. NCBI's taxonomy places the organism in Eukaryota, Viridiplantae, Streptophyta, Magnoliopsida, Ericales, Theaceae. Gene Ontology annotation, molecular function: ATP binding. The record is from RefSeq and is a predicted model, not a curated record.
AUGAAGCGCGUGUACGAAAUCUCCGACGACGAGUGGGAAAAUGAGUCCUUCAAGCUAUCCCGGGUCAUCAAACCCUCCGAAAUCCCUCCUCCAAUCGAGUCUUUCGCUUAUGGAUCGAAAAUUCAAUCCAGUCCUAAUCACAGCAGCGACAGUUCUGUUGAAAUCGUGGAAAAAUUGGAGGAAAAUUUGGAUGAUGACGAUGUGGACGAAGAGAGGGAGGUUCGGCCGCAGACGGGGCGAGGCAGGAGGUUUGUAGUUGAUGAGGACAGUGAUGAUGAUGAUUCUGCUGAGGCGAUUGAAUCGAAAUCGGAGCAGAGCGAGCUUGGUUUUGAUUUUGAUGAUGAUGAUGAUGAUGAUGAGGAAGAGGUAGAGGAAGGGGAUGUGGUGGGAAAGGCUUUGCAGAAGUGUGCGAAGAUAUCGGCGGAGCUGCGGAAGGAAUUGUAUGGUUCUGCGGUGGCAGCCUGUGAUCGAUAUGCUGAGGUUGAUGCUUCUUCAGUGAAGAUUGUUACUCAGGAUGAUAUAUGCGCCGCAUGUGGGGCUGAUGAUUUGGAUUUUCAGCCUAUUCUCAAACCAUACCAGCUUGUUGGUGUCAACUUUCUUCUUCUUUUGCACAGAAAGAGAAUAGGAGGAGCAAUAUUGGCAGAUGAGAUGGGUCUUGGUAAAACAAUUCAGGCUAUAACAUAUUUAACCUUGUUGAAACACUUGGAAGAUGAUCCAGGUCCCCAUUUAAUAGUAUGCCCUGCUUCUGUUUUGGAGAACUGGGAAAGGGAGCUGAAAAAGUGGUGUCCCUCAUUUUCUGUUCUCCAGUAUCAUGGGGCUGCGCGAUCGGCAUAUUCAAGAGAGCUGAGCUCUCUGGCCAAGGCUGGAUUGCCACCUCCAUUUAAUGUUAUUCUUGUGUGUUACUCACUUUUCGAACGACACAGUAUGCAGCAGAAAGAUGACCGUAAAAUUUUGAAAUCUUGGCGGUGGAGUUGUGUGCUAAUGGAUGAGGCUCAUGCAUUGAAGGAUAAAAACAGCUACAGGUGGAAAAACCUAAUGUCUAUUGCGCGGAGUGCCAACCAGCGUCUGAUGCUUACAGGGACACCACUGCAAAAUGAUUUACAUGAACUGUGGUCAUUGUUGGCAUUUAUGAUGCCUGAUGUCUUUGAAACUGGAGAUGUAGACUUGAAAAAGCUUUUCAAUUCGGAAGAUAGGGAUUUGAUUUCUCGUAUGAAGUCCAUAUUGGGACCAUUUAUUUUGAGGCGUUUAAAAUAUGAUGUAAUGCAGCAACUAGUGCCAAAGAUACAGCAGGUUGAGUAUGUAGAGAUGGAAAAACAACAACAUGAUGCUUAUAACGCGGCCAUUGAGGAGUAUCGUGCAGCUACACGAGCUCGUGUUUUAAAGUUUUCAGAGGAUGACUCUAAUAAUGCUGUUGGCAUUCUUCCUCAACGUCAAAUUUCAAACUAUUUUGUUCAGUUUCGUAAGAUUGCAAAUCAUCCUUUACUGGUGCGGCGUAUUUACACAGAUGAGGACGUUGUUCGGUUUGCUAAAAAGUUGCAUCCUCAAGGAGUGUUUGGCUUUGAAUGUACCUUGCACCGAGUAACUGAGGAGCUCAAAAGUUACAAUGAUUUCUCUAUUCACCGGCUGUUGCUUUAUCAUGGUGUUACUGAUACGAAGGGACUUCUUUCAGAUGAAGAAGUUAUGAUUUCAGCAAAAUGCCGGGCAUUAUCCAAACUUCUACCUUCAUUAAAGCAAAAUGGGCAUCGAGUUCUGAUUUUCAGCCAAUGGACAUCCAUGCUUGAUAUCUUGGAGUGGACUUUGGAUGUAAUCGGUGUUACCUACAGGCGCCUUGAUGGAAGUACUGCGGUGACAGAGAGACAAACUAUAGUGGAUACAUUCAAUAACGACACAUCAAUAUUCGCAUGCUUGCUGUCUACAAGAGCUGGAGGGCAGGGACUGAACUUGAUUGGAGCUGAUACUGUUGUCAUUCAUGACAUGGAUUUCAAUCCACAGAUUGACCGACAAGCUGAAGAUCGAUGUCAUCGUAUUGGUCAAACAAAACCCGUCACAAUAUACAGGUUGGUGACCAAGGAUACGGUUGAUGAGAAUGUUUACGAGAUUGCUAAACGGAAGCUUGUAUUGGAUGCAGCUGUUCUUGAGUCGGGUGUGGAAGUGGACAAUGAUGGUGACACGUCUGACAAGACUAUGGGAGAGAUUUUGUCUACGCUGUUGCUGGGAUAACACCGGCACCCCUACAAGGGAUAGAUGGGAGGUGGGAGAUGGGAGAUGGGAGUACAGCAAUUACAAAACCAUUUUCUCUUAGAAUGGCCGCUUGUUCUCUCUUCCCAAAAGAAAAAAGAGAACACUAAGUGAAAAACAAAAAGAGGUCUCCCCUUGUUGUAUUAAUUGGAUUUAAAUUUAAGAAAAUGCUCUUUACAGUUGAUAAUUGCUUAUACAUCCAAUUUCGGUGUACAUCACAAGCUUUUGGUUCGUGCAUUGAAACUAAUUUUGAAUAUUCUGGAGUUGCAAUGUAGUUUUCUGUAGUAUCUAAUAGCCCUUACAUUAUGGGGGUGUUUGUUUCA